AUGUCACACUCCGACCCUGAUGUUGCACUUUUUGUUGGAUUAGGGAAUCUUCCAUUGGACAUUAUUGCUAUAAUCAUUGAUUACUUGCCUAAAUGUAUCUUACCAAAUCUAUUAUAUUUCCCACCAAUUAGAAAAAUAGUUGUUUCAGGAAUUUUAUCGGUUGUAAUUAUUGCCAAACAAUCAUUUAGGCAUCGUUGGAAUACUUCCCGUUAUGGUGAAUUUCGUACCUGCCAAUGUACAUGUAUUUGGAUAGAACCAAAAAAUUUGAAACAAGCUGUGGAUCAAUGGAAAAUUUAUCCCAAAAUUGUACAUAUUCAUGAUUUGUUUGAUCAACAAACUAUUUCAAAAUACUUGGCUGAAAUCUUAGUCCAUGUUUUCCAUAUUAAUGGGAUGUUUUUCGCAUAUUCUGGAUCUGAUCCUGAACAAUAUAUGAGGGACGUUUUAAAGUUCAAUGUUAAAUAUGAUUGUUUACGGUUAGGGGCGUUUGGACACAUUUCAGAAUUACCUCCUAUUGCUAAGACUCUUGUACUUAGUAAUACUAUGUUUGAAAAUUAUGAUUUUGAAGGUUUAAAAGAAUUGGAAUUUAAACAAGAUAAAGAUACUGAUGAAUUCCAAAUGGUUAAUCUCUCUUCAGAUUUAGAAGUAUUGAAAAUUAAAGCUGAUAAUUUGAUUAAAUUAAGUUUACCGGGGAAUUUGCGUGAGGUAAUGAUUUGUACAGGCCAGAAACCAGUUGAAUUUGAAUGUGAGGAAAUGGAUCAAUUGAAAUAUUUGAAACUAAUAUUACCAUUUUUCAAUUCAUUUGGUGAUCUUGGAAUAGUAGCAGCAAAUUUAGAAUCACUCGAAUUACAUAAAUGUUAUAAAUUGUUGUAUUGUGAAAAUUUACAUCAAUUUCAACAUUUAAAACGCUUAGUUAUUAAAGAUUGUACUUUUUUCCCAUUUGAUUUGUUUGACAGAGAAUCGUUCCCUGAAUUGACAAGUUUUGAAUAUGAAGGGAGAAUUUUUUACGAAUUGGAUCCUCUGUCUGAAAUUCCCGAUAGUUUUGGUGUUUUUAAUUUGAUUUUCCCUUCAAAGUUGGAGUUAUUAAUAAUUAUUAAUGCCAAAUUUGUUAAUGUUACCUGGAGUAGUUUACAGUUUCCUGAUACAUUGCUAAAAUUGAUUUUUUUUAACGUAACAUUUGAUGAUGGAUAUUUGCAUCUUGGACAAAAUUUAGAAUAUAUAUCCAUUCAUGAUGCACCAAAGCUUGCACUCAAAAGCAGUUUUAGAGUUCCUGCAAAGGCCGACACCUUGGUAUUAACAGCAGACUAUAUGAUAAUUGAGAGUAUGGAGUUUAUGUAUCAUUUACCAAAGGGACUUACAAACUUGGGAUUUUUGGCUCACAAAAUGGGUAGAAUAAUGAAACCAUUAACUGAAAAGAUUAAAUGGCCUUGGUGGAUGGAAAUAUUCUCGUUAUGUGGAUUUUAUAUUGAUAGUGACACUUUACAAUUAUUGAAUUUCCAUGAGUCUGGUCUUGAGAGGAUUUACAUUCGUGGAGGUAAUGUUAAAAAAUUACGUGCUGAGUGGUUUCCAAUUGGUGUUAAAAAUCUCAGCUUACCAAAUAUGGGAAUUCAAGAAUUGUCGGAUUCUUUUGAAGAAAUGAAAGAAUUAAACAGUCUUUCUCUUGAAGAAAAUCAACUCCAGAAUGUAAACCCGAUUAAAUUACCACUAUCAUUAAAAUCCUUAGAUGUCAGAAAUUGUAACCUUCGAGUGAUAUCGCCAUUUUUAGUAUCUAUGUUAGAGAGUGAAAAUAAAGAUAUCAAAUUAAAUAUAAAUGCUCGGGAGAAUUGGAACUUGAAUGUCACUGAUGUGAGGAAAAUGUUGAAAACUUUGAAAAAACUCAAAAUCAUUAUCAGUAACUAUAGUAAGAUUUUGACGAAUAUAGUCCCAUAUUCUUCACGUAUGACUUGUGUGUAUAGUGAUGAAAAUUAUGGUUGUAAAAGAUCAAAUAAUAUUGAUGAUAUUGAUUUGGAUUGUGAUCCUGAAGAACUUUACAAUGGAAGUGCAAAUUGUCUGGAAAAAGAAGAAGAAGAAGAUAACCAUGACGAUUAA
Messenger RNA from Candida albicans SC5314, 2085 nucleotides. RefSeq lists its product as uncharacterized. The coding region runs from base 1 to 2085 and encodes 694 amino acids. Lineage: Eukaryota; Fungi; Ascomycota; Pichiomycetes; Serinales; Debaryomycetaceae. The transcript has a single exon. The record is from RefSeq and is a predicted model, not a curated record.